AUGGAUCCUUCAACACCCUAUUGUGGCGAGCUGGCCUCACCAGGCGUCUUUCAACCUGUGCUUUCUGUCUUAAUCGUCAUCGGGAUUCUCAUCUCCUACCUACCCCAGCACAUCCGCAUCAUCUCACGUCGAAGCUCCUUCGGUAUAUCCCCAUAUUUUGUCCUCCUUGGGACUACGUCUGGCACCUCUGCCUUUGCAAACAUCCUGGUCUUUCCCAAGACCGCCCAAGAUGUUUCCUGCUGCCAGGAGAUUAGUGGUUUAGCAUGUUUUGCUAGCCUCCUAGGCGUGCUCCAGAUGGGCACACAGUGGCUCUGCUUCUUUUCCAUCCUGCUCCUAUUCGUUAUCUACUUCCCGCGCGCCACGUCGCCUACCGACCCCGUUGCCUCAGUGUCCUCCUCCCCACGCGGCUCUACAUAUCGGACUGCGCUGGCCAUCACCGCAAUCUGUCUUCUACAUGCGCUAGCUACGAUUAUCAUCUCUGUUGCCUUCGCUAUUCGACAGCCAACAGCUCUCCACGCUUGGGCCAACUUCCUCGGCAUCCUUGCCGCCAUCCUAGCCUCAAUCCAAUAUUUCCCCCAGAUCUAUACCACUUUUCGCCUCCGCUGCGUGGGUAGCCUCAGCAUCCCCAUGAUGUGCAUACAGACCCCGGGGAGCUUGGUCUGGGCGGCGAGCUUGGCUGCUCGCGAAGGCAUAAAGGGCUGGAGUAUCUGGGGUGUGCUUGUAGUCACGGCUUGUUUGCAAGGGACGCUGCUGGCGAUGGCGAUCUACUUCGAAUACCUCGGACCAAACAGCAAACAGAAACCCGACUACCGGGCAGAUGAGAACGGCACGGUCAAUGGGAAUGCGGCCGAAGGCACAGAGAGACCCGAGACACCGGCACGGAAUCCGGCGCAUACAGACCAACCCUCGGAGGCAACUCCGCUGUUGCAAAGCCAGUAA
Molecule: messenger RNA, 939 nt
Organism: Penicillium macrosclerotiorum
Lineage: Eukaryota; Fungi; Ascomycota; Eurotiomycetes; Eurotiales; Aspergillaceae
Product: PQ-loop repeat-containing protein
Exons: 3
Coding region: 1-939 (312 amino acids)
Source: RefSeq, a predicted model, not a curated record